AUGACACGACGAAUAGUCCGCACCGGCAUCCAGCUGGGCACCCUCACCACUCUGAUCAUCCUGCUCGUCAUCUUCUUCGACAACCACUUCCGCGUGCUCCCACAGUCCAUCCACGCCCACCUGCCCGUCCACCAUGCCGGCCUCAUCAUCACCGACAUCACCGUGCAAACAUGCAACUCUCUCAACCCGCUGUCCAGCUGCAAGCUCGACGCCGACAAAUGGCACCGCGUCGAGAAGGACCUGUACCUGAGCACGGGCUGGUUCAACAAGGCGUAUGUGCACGUCAAGCGCAAGAAGGAGGAGGAGCUCAAGACGGAGGAUAAAGUCGUGCUGGACGUGCGCGUCGGCCGCCUCGACCCCGCAAUGGGCGAAAAGGGCCAGGCAGGCGAGAAGUGGGAGUCGCGCCCCGCGGGCAUCUGGCUGCUGCGCUCGUCCAAGCGCCACGACAGCGACUCCAAGCAAGUCGUGACGGCCAUCGACAUUUUGUUUGGCGCCGACGCGGUCGAGCCGCGCCCCGGCUGGGAGAUUCGCGACACGCCGCUGCUGCUGGACACGAGUGGCGAGGCGCAGGAGGCGCGCAUGAGCAUCCGGCGCGGCCUGCCCAUCACCAUCGACAAGCCCAUCCCGCGGAUAAACAAGGAUGGCAAGUUUAAGAUUUUGCAGGUGUCUGAUUUGCAUUUGAGUACUGGCCUGGGCAACUGCAGGGACCCGGAGCCCAAGGACCACAACGGCGGGCACUGUGACGCAGACAGUAGAACGUUGGAAUUCGUCGGCAAAAUCCUGGACCAGGAGAAGCCGGACAUGGUCGUUUUGUCCGGCGAUCAGGUCAAUGGCGAGACGUCGCCAGACGCACAAUCUGCCAUCUUCAAGUUCGCCGAACUUUUUAUAAAACGCAAGAUCCCCUACGCCGCCAUCUUCGGCAACCACGACGAUGAAGGCUCCCUCUCACGCGCCGCGCAAAUGUCGCUCAUAACCACGCUCCCCUAUUCCCUUAGCGAGCCCGGCCCGCAAAACAUCGAAGGCGUCGGCAACUACUACGUUGAAGUGCUCGCGCCGGGCUCGCACAGCCAGCACUCAGCUCUGACGCUCUACUUUCUGGACACGCACGCGUACUCGCCCGACGAGAACAAAUUCCGGGGCUACGACUGGCUGAAGCCGAACCAAAUCGCAUGGUUCAAAGACACAGCCAAAGGGCUCAAAGAAGCGCACCACAAAUACACGCACAUCCACCUCGACAUGGCCUUCAUCCACAUACCACUUCCCGAGUACGCACUCACGGACAACGAGCGCGUAGGCGCCUGGAAAGAAGGCGUCACAGCGCCCGGCUUCAACAGCCACUUCCACGACGCGCUGCUCGAGAACCACGUGCUGACGGUGUCGUGCGGCCACGACCACGUCAACGACUACUGCGCGCUCAGCAAGACCGAGAACGGCGAUCCUCGCCUCUGGAUGUGCUAUGCGGGCGGCAGCGGCUUCGGCGGCUACGGCGGCUAUAACGGCUACCAUCGCCGCCUGCGCGUGUGGGAGAUUGACGCUAACACGGCUAAGAUCCGCACGUGGAAGCGCGUCGAGUGGGGCGAGACGGAGCAGCGGCUUGAUGAGCUGGUCGUGGUUGAUGGGGGGAAGGUCGUUGCGCCGCCGGCGGGGGAGGCGGGGCAGAAGGGUGAGGAUCAGCAGCAGCAGCAGCAGCAGCAGCAGCAGCAGGGAUAG
Aplosporella prunicola CBS 121167 is the source of this 1710-nucleotide messenger RNA. RefSeq lists its product as uncharacterized. The record is from RefSeq and is a predicted model, not a curated record. Bases 1 to 1710 code for a protein of 569 amino acids. Gene Ontology annotation, cellular component: cytoplasm. Gene Ontology annotation, molecular function: phosphoprotein phosphatase activity. The transcript is spliced from 3 exons. Lineage: Eukaryota; Fungi; Ascomycota; Dothideomycetes; Botryosphaeriales; Aplosporellaceae.